UCUUAAGGCAUCAAUCGUGUUCAAUCCUCCGCAUUAGCGAGUACUGGUGUACCAGCAGCGCUAAAGUUUCCAACAUUAUCAAAUAUGAAAGUGUUUGUCGUGAUCUCAUCUCUCCUGGCCGUUGCCACCGCAGCCCCACCGUUUUUGGCGCAGCCUGUAUUCGCAACCAUCCCAGCUACGACAUACAUCGCUGCCCCAGCGGAAGUGACCAGCCAAUUUCACGCUCAGGAUGAACUAGGUCAAUACUCAUAUGGAUAUAGCGGAGGACUGUCGGCGAAGACGGAGACCAAGACUCUGGAUGGAGUUACUCGUGGAUCGUACACUUUCCUGGAUGCCGACGACAAAGUGCAAACCGUUAGUUAUACCGCUGAUGCCGUCAAUGGAUUCCGUGCAGAAGCCAGCAAUUUGCCAGUUGCUCCCAUCGAGACUCGUGCUGCCCCAGAACCAGUUCAGGACACUCCCGAAGUCGCUCAAGCCAAGGUUGAACAUUUGGCGGCGGUUGAGCAGGUGAAAGCGCGUAAUCUCGCUGCUGAUGAGGCAGAUGCCGCAGAACAGGCCCCCGUUGUUGUGAACUCUGCCCCCAUUGCUUCUAUCACCACCUACAGCGCUCCUGUUCCUGCUGUUGCCUUCGCUCCUGCUCCCAGAUUUUCCUACUCUACCUCUACUGUAUCCCUUAAACCACAACCUAUUGCCAUCAGCACAUAUGCCGCUCCAAUCGCUGCACCUGCCGUUGAGAUCAAAGCUCCAGCUUCCUUCGCAUAUUCGACCUACACUCCUAGCUUCCCUACUGCUGCUGUUCAGUAUAGUGCUGCCCCCGUAACGACCUACGCUGUUCCGGCCGCAUCAUACGCUUACGCUUACAAUGCACCGGCCUACUACGCUGCAGCCAACUACGCUCCAGUGCUUGUGAACGCUCGUUCUGCCCCAGUUGCCGUGCCAGAACCAGUUCAGGAUACUCCCGAAGUUGCCCAAGCCAAAGCUGAACAUCUUCAAGCAGUAGCCGAAGCCAAAGCUCGCAACUUACAGUAAAACUAGCUCGGUCAACGACGGUCUCAAAUACAUCUCAACGAACUACCAGUUACACAAACUAGCUCACCGAAAACAAAAGUGCAGAACCAUUGUAAAAAUGUACAAUUUCGAAAUAACCGCAGCAAUCUAGCUUAUACGUGGAGUGAUAACUAUUACCUAUCGUCUCAUAAGAUGACACUGUGCUGAUGAACGCAAAUAAAAAAAGGAAAAAAAUAAUAUGAAUGAAUGUCAAGUAGAA
Malaya genurostris is the source of this 1267-nucleotide messenger RNA. RefSeq names its product cuticle protein 16.5-like. The coding region runs from base 85 to 1029 and encodes 314 amino acids. The transcript has a single exon. Gene Ontology annotation, molecular function: structural constituent of chitin-based larval cuticle. Gene Ontology annotation, cellular component: chitin-based extracellular matrix. NCBI's taxonomy places the organism in Eukaryota, Metazoa, Arthropoda, Insecta, Diptera, Culicidae. The record is from RefSeq and is a predicted model, not a curated record.